AUGGAUUCUAUAGUCUCCAGUUCGACGAUGCUUAUCCGAUCAUACCACACUCCGGUUCCUUCACUUUCUCCGGCUUCCGCCGUAUCCUUCAAACCUCUGAGCUCAGCCCAGGUCGCGUCAUUCGCGGCUAAGAACCACAUACUUUCGCUCAGUUCCGGUGGUAAACGAACCAGGAAACUCUUCGGUAGAGCUUCUACUUCGGCGGUAAGAUGCGGAGGAAUCAAAGAGAUCGGAGAGAGCGAGUUUUCGAGUACGGUUCUGGAAUCGGACCGGGCGGUUCUGGUUGAGUUCGUCGCUACUUGGUGCGGUCCCUGCAAAUUGAUCUAUCCCGCUAUGGAAUCCUUAGCCCAGGUUUCGUUCUUUUCUGUUUUCUGUGUUGAUGACCAUGGAAUCCGUAUAUUGUUCAUCAAUUCUGCUGUAGAAUGCGAGAUUUCUGAGCUUGAAGAAUAUGGUGACAAGUUGACGAUUGUAAAGAUUGAUCACGACGCGAAUCCCAAGUUAAUAGCAGAGUUCAAGGUUUAUGGUUUACCACAUUUCAUCCUCUUCAAGGACGGGAAGGAAGUUGCAGGUAGCAGAAGGGAAGGUGCUAUUACAAAGGCCAAGCUUAAGGACUACAUUGAUGGACUCUUGAACUCAAUAUCUGUUGCUUAA
Molecule: messenger RNA, 651 nt
Organism: Thlaspi arvense
Lineage: Eukaryota; Viridiplantae; Streptophyta; Magnoliopsida; Brassicales; Brassicaceae
Source: the annotation of a GenBank genome assembly